Messenger RNA from Uranotaenia lowii, 1790 nucleotides. Its product is annotated as proton-coupled folate transporter-like. Bases 92 to 1555 code for a protein of 487 amino acids. Gene Ontology annotation, molecular function: transmembrane transporter activity. The transcript is spliced from 6 exons. Gene Ontology annotation, biological process: transmembrane transport. NCBI's taxonomy places the organism in Eukaryota, Metazoa, Arthropoda, Insecta, Diptera, Culicidae. Gene Ontology annotation, cellular component: membrane. The record is from RefSeq and is a predicted model, not a curated record.
GGUGCAGAUCAGCUGGGCAGACGGAGAUUUCCAUCUACACAACCUUUUGCCGAUCAGCUGUCAGUCAAGUUCAAUCUUAUCAGUGCAAGUGAUGAGCUCCCCGAAGACGCCAGGUGCUAUGGAGUCCGAUCCAGAACGAACGCCGCUGCUGAAGCCGGAUAGCUUGCGGCAGAAACGACAGCUUUCCGGAGUUUCCGUUGAACCCGUUGCACUGUUACACAGUUUCGGAUGGAGUUUAUCUGGCGUCAUGCUGACCGAUCAGAUUAUGUAUCAAUCGUGCGAGGUGAGUAUGAGCUUGGGAGCGGAAGUGUGCUCUAAACUUCGAAACGACAGUGAUGCCAUCAAUAGUUCAAACCUGGAGCAGCUUGUACAGCCUUACGCAGCCACCGUUUCGAUGUCUAUCGUACUGUUAACAUCGGUGAUUCCAGCCCUCAUGGCACUGGGAUUCGGUCCUUGGUCUGAUAGAUACGGUCGAAAACCUAUUAUCGCUUUCAGCUUAGUCGGAUUCUUGAUCACGGACUCACUGAUAGCCUGUUUGAGUUACCUGUCUACGUUUUAUUCCAUUUCUCCGUGGUGUUACGUGCUUGCCAACAUUCCGGUUUCCGUCUUGGGAGGAUACGCAGUUCUCAACCUCGGCAUUUUUAGUGUCAUGAAUGACAUAACGAAUGAAGCGAAUCGCACCGUUCGGAUGGGAAUUUUACAAGGAUUCAUCAUGUGUGGCGUUGUCGGAGGAUUACUCGUGAGCAGUUUCUUAGGCAACUUUCUCUCGGUAUCAACAAUGUUCUGUAUCUCUGCGUUGGCCACAAUUGUAAGUUUGAUCUACCUUUACCUAGGAACGGAGGAAAGUGUCAAUUGGAAAACAGAUUCUCUGGAGGGAGUCCAGUGUAAUGAUUUCUUCAAUUUGGAUUUACUACGGCAAAUGUUGACUACAUUAACUCAAAGAAGACCCAAUCGUGAGCGACCUAUUAUGUGGCUUCUGAUGGCGAUUGGAGCCCUCAUUGAAUUUGCAUCUUCCGGACGAGUUCUAUUCUUCCUGUACACGAGACAAGAGUUCAAUUUAGAUGCGCAAUCGUACAGUCUCUGGCUAUCAGCUGAGCUUAGCUUCAUUAUGCUUGGUAAUAUGUUUGGGAUAAGUUUUCUGAAAAAAAUAUUCAAAUGCAGUGACAUCGGACUGAUGGCUAUUUCGACGGUAAAUCACAUUGGAGAUUUUGUGAUAAAAGGAAUGUCCACUGCUGGCUGGCAGUUGUAUCUUGCUUCUGCACUGACUCCGUUCAAAGGAAUCGAAACAGCAACUAUUAGAUCGAUUAUAUCGAACAUUCUGCCUUCGGAGGAAACCGCCAAAAUGUAUGCAUUGGACGUUUCCAUCCAAGCCGUUACACCCAUAGGUGCCGUUUUCUUUUUCACUUUUUUGUACCAGAAGACGCUUAAGUAUGCCCCGGCAACUUAUUUGUACGCGACAGCGGGAGUAUUUGGUAUUAAUCUAGUAUUAGUAGGAUUUACUCAUGCACUGUUGAAGACUCGAGAACAGAAAAUGGAGACGACAGUGUGUAGCUGAUAUCGGCCCAGCUUCGAGGUAUAUUUCACGUCAUCCUCCAGAUAUCCUUCCGGAAAAGCCGGAUCUGACUGGAUUAGUCACCAUUAUGGCGCGGAAGAACGUGAAGCUGAAUUGCCACAAGCCUGGCGAAAAAGGAUUUACUUCAAUAAUUUUUUUAAACACGGUGAUACAUUUAAAAAAUAAAUAUAAUGAAUAGUCCCUAUUUAUUUCAAAUAAAUAUAAAUAUUUGAAUGAU